AUGCACAUCCAAACAUCAACAAGUCAGGGUAGCAUCAGAGAACAAAGCAGCGAGCAGAAGUCGUGCACAUACUUUUAUCAGACCUUUUGAAGGGGACCGAUAGGAAAGAUUCCAACCCUCUGUGACAUUGUUAUAGUGGAGAUUUUAUACACUACCAUUGUCUAAAAAGGACCUUGUUUAUUGAAACUGUUUACAUGAAGGACGUAGAUGGGAUAUUUUUAAAACAUUAUCUGCAUAAAGUAUCGGGUAUGCAACACGAAAAUAGCAAUAGACUACAGUGAAUUUACAGAUAUGUGCAUUGUAAAAUUUUGAGAAAUUUCUAAAAUUGUUGCCUUUUACUGAGGACCUAUCACUGAAGAAUGAAAAGUGCCCAAAAUGUCGAGUGGCAUGCAUAUUUCUAAGAACACAGUGAAAAGGAUUAAGCAAGGUGACAUCCAGCUUCAUUCAACUAUCCAUAAAAUCGACUCUUCUCUUUCCGAAAGUCUCCAUCAAAUUGAAUACAAUGUCCGGAAAAUAGCACAAGAACAAGGGCAAAAGGAUGAAUAUCAGCCUUACUAUCUACGGCGAAGACGCUCCAUUGAACAAAUCAUCGAUUCAGAGAAGGCCUUCCCAUUUAACAAUGAACUGCGCGAAAGAGCAAGUAGUCUCGGAAGCAGGCCUGUGACAACUAGCAAACUGCAAAUUCCGAGCAAUUCCGCUUCCAAAGAAUCGGUAUCUUCUGAAGACGGUAAUGGGACACGUGACGUCAACAGCCCAAGACGUCGACCCAAAACAAGUGAAAAUACAGAAGAAAAUCCUGGCAGCAGUUUAAGUCAGUUUUACCGUUUCAGACAGGGAAUGAGAUCUAGAAGAAAUUCAUUGCCUAUGAGUUUUAGUCUGCAAAACUUGGAUGAUCUCCGCGCGCGAAGUCAGAGUGAAUCAGGUGAGGUCGGAGGACUGAAUGUUCGUCUGCAUCGCUUGGAACAUGAACUCGCGCAGAGAAAACCAAAGAGCAGACGACAGCUCCUCGCCACUAGUAUGACGUCAAUUGAUGAGAAAAAAGAACAAGAAAAAUUAGAAAUGGAGAGGCGGCAGCAAGAGGCAAUGGAAUAUGUUAAUUCUAUUGAGAAAUGUAACAGUUACUACAUCCGAAACAAAAGUAACCCGGCGGAACUAACUGUAGAUGAGAUCUUUCAGAAAUCCUAACAUUAUGAAGACAUUUUUGUUUUUCUUUCACAAUAACAAUUUUGUUUACCUUUUAUGUGAAUUGUAGCUCAACUGGAAGAUGGUGAAAUGUGCUUAUUGCAAACAUGGAUAAAGCUAGUAAGCCAGUACAUGGUCAAUGGAUACUAAUUAUAUUUUCACUAAGACCAUGCUGUUCAGGUAAACAUGCAAUGAAUACUGACUGUAACAUUUUUUUACCACUGUUUCAUGUACUAAAUUGAAUGAAAACAAGACUGAUCUGU
Saccostrea cuccullata (small rock oyster) is the source of this 1445-nucleotide messenger RNA. RefSeq lists its product as uncharacterized. The record is from RefSeq and is a predicted model, not a curated record. Bases 376 to 1185 code for a protein of 269 amino acids. The transcript is spliced from 3 exons. NCBI's taxonomy places the organism in Eukaryota, Metazoa, Mollusca, Bivalvia, Ostreida, Ostreidae.